This is a messenger RNA of Thalassophryne amazonica, 2420 nucleotides long. RefSeq names its product protein NLRC3-like. The record is from RefSeq and is a predicted model, not a curated record. NCBI's taxonomy places the organism in Eukaryota, Metazoa, Chordata, Actinopteri, Batrachoidiformes, Batrachoididae. Gene Ontology annotation, molecular function: metal ion binding.
GACACGUGAAGAUAAGAGAUUGUUUGGAGGACACGAUGGACCAUACAGAGUCUCCAGAGUUCAUCUGUGUGUCACUGAAGACCGAUGGGUCCAAAGGUGGACCACCAGCACUCGGACCCUCUCACACACAACUGACUCCAGAUCAGCUGAUGCAUGAUGAUGGUGAGGAGGAGGCGUGGCGAGCCGAGUCUCCGGUGUCCUUCUGUCUGUCUGUGAAGACUGACUGGUCCAAAGAAUUUCCUCCAGACUUCAGCGCUGAACCUGGACCCUCAGACCCAAAACUGACUCCAGAUCAGCUGAUUCAUGAUGAUGGCAAGGAGGAGGCGUGGCGAGCCGAGUCCCCGCUGUCCUUCUGUCUGUCUGUGAAGACUGACUGGUCCAAAGAACAUCCUCCAGACUUCAGCACUGAACCUGGACCCUCGGACUCAAAGAAGAAGAGGAAGAUUGAUGGUUCUGUCCAGCUGUCCCACUGUGGUUUUUGUCAGGAUGUCCUUCAGGAUCCAGUCUGUGCUGGCUGUGGACACUGGUUCUGCAGGCUCUGCAUCAUGUCAUGCUGGGACCAGUUUGGUUCGUCGUGUCCUCAGUGUGUCAAAAGAGUUCGUGUCUUAUACAUCAUACGGAUAAAAGACAGAGUAAGUAAAAAGAUGAAAUACCAAUCUGUAACAGAAGGAUGUGAUGAGUCUGGAGUGCCCCUCAAGAUGAUCUACACUGAGCUCUACAUCACUGAAGGUCACAGCGAGGACAUUAAUACCCGACAUGAGGUCAGACAGCUCAAGUCAACUGCCAAGAAGAAGACGGUCCAUGAAACGCCAAUCAGAUGCCAUGACAUCUUCAAAGCCUCACCUGACCACUGCAGACACAUCAGAGUCGUUCUGACCAGUGGUGUUGCUGGUGUCGGAAAAACAUUCUCGGUGCAGAAGUUCACUUUGGAUUGGACAGAAGGCUUGGAAAACCAAGACCUUGGUCUGGUGAUUCUGCUGUCCUUCAGGGAGCUGAUCAGAGAGCAGCAGUACAGUCUUCUGGAGUUAAUUCAUGUUUUCCAUCCGACCUUGCAGAAGAUGACAGCGGAGCAGCUCAGGCUCUGUAGCGUUCUCUUUGUCUUUGACGGGCUGGAUGAAAGCAGACUGUCACUGGAUUUCCAGAACAGUGCUGCUCUGAAUGAUGUCAACCAGAAGUCAUCUAUCGGCGUGGUACUCACCAACCUCAUCAAAGGAAAGCUGCUUCCAUCAGCUCUCAUCUGGAUAGCUUCCCGCCCUGCAGCAGCCAAUCAGAUCCCUCCUGCCUAUGUUGACAGGGUGACACAAGUCCAAGGCUUCACUGACCAACGUAAAGAAGAGUACUUCAAGAAGAGGUUCAGUCAUGAUGAAGAUCUGUGCAGCAGAAUCAUCUCACAUAUAAAGUCCUCCAGAAGCCUCCACAUCAUGUGCCAGGUCCCGGUCUUCUGCUGGCUCGUUGCUGCCGUUCUGGAGAAUAUGUUAACAGUGGAGCAGAGAGGAGAGCUGCCGAAAACCCUGACGGACAUGUACUCGCACUUUUUGAUGGUUCAGAUCCUGAAGAAGAACCAGAAGUAUGAUGAAAGACAUGAGAGAUUUCACCGGCUGAAGGAUUGUGACAGGGAAGUUCUUCUGAAGCUAGGACAGCUGGCGUUUGCAUUGGAGAAAGGAAACAUCAAGUUUUACCAAGAAGACCUGGAGCAGUGUGGUCUUGAUGUCAGGGAGUCCUUGAUCUACUCUGGAGUUUGUACAGAGAUCUUCAAAACAGAAUGUGUGAUAUUCAAGAAAACCAUCUACUGCUUCAUCCAUCUGAGCAUCCAGGAGUUUCUGGCAGCAGUCUACAUGUUCCACUGUUACACCAACAGGAAAACAGAGGUACUGGAGCCAUUCCUGAAAAAAAGCAUGAAAAGCCCAGAAGAGAUUUGCCGAGGAAAUGAUGAUGACCUCAGCUAUGAUUAUGACUAUAUUUACAGACAUUUAGACGUCUUCCUGAGCAAAGCCAUGAUCAUAUCUGUCAAGAGUAAAAACGGCCACCUGGAUUUAUUUGUUCGUUUUCUCUGUGGCCUCUGCCUGCAGUACAACCAGAACCUUUUAGGAGGUCUCUUGGGUGAGACAUGGAUCGAUCCAGGAGCCAUUAAACAGGCCAUCACUGCACUGAAGAACACAAACAUACAGGGGAUCCCUGACAGAGGCAUCAACGUCUGCCACUGUGUCACUGAGAUGAAGGAUCAGGAGAUCCAAGAGUUCCUGAAGACAAAUGCUAAAUCAGAGGUGGAACUCUCAGAGAUCCAGUGCUCAGCUCUGGCCUACGAGUUAGAGAUGUCUGAGGAGGUUCUGGAUGUGUUGGACCUACAGGCGUACAGGACGUCGCACCAAGGACGACUCAGACUGAUUCCAGCUGUGAGGAACUGCAGCAAAGCUCUGUGA